CAACCGCGGAUUCUAACGCCAGCAGUGAUGGAGAUGCCAUCAAGGUGUUUGUGCGGGUUCGGCCCCUGACUCAAGGCUCUGGGUUAACAACAGACGGCGAUCGCAGUCUGUGUCUGACUGUGACCUCACCACACACCGUCAGACUGCACUGCAAACCAGAGCCUCGGACCUUCACAUACGACCAUGUCGCUGACAUGGACACAAGCCAGGAGGAGGUUUUCUCCAGUGUGGCUAAAAACAUUGUGGAGUCGUGCAUGAAUGGAUACAACGGGACCAUUUUUGCCUAUGGACAGACGGGCUCAGGAAAGACCUUCACCAUGCUGGGUAAGUCAUGA
Messenger RNA from Sinocyclocheilus grahami, 335 nucleotides. Its product is annotated as kinesin-like protein KIF15-A. NCBI's taxonomy places the organism in Eukaryota, Metazoa, Chordata, Actinopteri, Cypriniformes, Cyprinidae. The transcript is spliced from 4 exons. Gene Ontology annotation, molecular function: microtubule motor activity; microtubule binding; ATP binding. The record is from RefSeq and is a predicted model, not a curated record. Gene Ontology annotation, biological process: microtubule-based movement. The annotation marks the transcript as partial.